Messenger RNA from Schistocerca piceifrons (Central American locust), 1616 nucleotides. Its product is annotated as spermatogenesis-associated protein 22. The transcript is spliced from 7 exons. Gene Ontology annotation, biological process: meiotic DNA repair synthesis; homologous chromosome pairing at meiosis; gamete generation. The coding region runs from base 299 to 1345 and encodes 348 amino acids. Lineage: Eukaryota; Metazoa; Arthropoda; Insecta; Orthoptera; Acrididae. The record is from RefSeq and is a predicted model, not a curated record.
UGAGGAUAAUACAGAUAUGAAAAGGGUCAAGAGUACCGUAGUAUGAAUGGAAGGUCGACCAACUUUGAUAAGUGGCACAUUUUCGGUACUGAUUUUAACACCCGGAAAUGGUCGGAGUUUCUCCAUGCCCAUAAGACAUAAAUCUGUUGACAGUUUUACCUGCAAUAACGCAGUCAGGAUAAAUAUCUAAAAAGUGUUAUGAAAUUUUACUUACUAACAUAUUUUCGUAAAAAUUUAUAAGUUGUUUCCUGAAGAAGACACAAAAACAUUGGCUUUGGCUGUGUGGUUAUGGCGGUUUAUGAGCUUGAAAGGCUUGUACCAGAAUCCACAACCAGGUCCAUCAUCUGCUUAUAGUUGCUACAACCCACCAGUUGGAUAUCCUCAUGAUAGUCAGAUUAGGUUUGGUCUGGAAGCUCCUGAAGCGGCUGUUGCAGCAUCUCCUCACAGUAUGAUGCAACAUUCCACACGUCCAUACCCAUACCGUCCACAGCCUAACUAUGGUUAUGUUUCAAAUGGAGAACUAGCAUUGGGAUUUGGCAACCCUUUGAGUGUGGCUUCAAGAUCUAGUCCACAGUUAUAUUCACCACUGUAUAAUUCAAAUGAAUUGUCAACAUCUAUAACUGAUGAUGACUUAAGAACAAUAAAAAUGCCAAGUGCCUCUGCAACAGCAACAAUGAACAAGUCUUAUGAAAGAAGUACCAAAGUUAUUGGCACAAAGCCAGUAUCUAAAAAUGGGGAAAGUGCAUUUAAAGACAGUUUUGUUUCUUCAUCAAGGAAAAAUCUGAAUGCCUCACUUUCCAAGGAAUUUCAUACAGAAAUGCCUGGUACAUCUCAGAUUCGAAUAAGUGGCUUAAAGAAGCCUGAAAUCAACUCUGUACCAACAAAAUUUAUCGCAGUAGAUUCAAAUAAAAUAUCAGAUUCAAAUAAAAUAUCACAGGAAGUUGUAUCAUCUACUGCAGGUUUACGAGUUCUAUCUGGCACUGUGGACAAGAUAGUGAAAUGGGAAAAAAUACUGAGCUUUGCAAACUUGUUAUUUGAAGUCUUUGGUUCAUUAGUUUCUGUUCAGCCAGGGAUGAAGUACCCUCAGAAAGUCCUUAUGCUUCGGGAGCCAACAGGGCCUAUCUUGCAGUGUAUCUUCUAUGAAAUUGACCGUAGGCUGCCAUCCUUACAGACAGGUGACUACAUAAGGUGUGUGGGGUGGUUUAUUGGAAAAACAAAGAUGCAGAUUGUGUCAGUGCGAGAGGUGACCCCUGCAGAAAGAUCCACUAUACAAAGACUUGGAUUUAUAUCUCAAAGAGCAGCUCAGAAUAUAUUUGAUAAUUACAACAAGAAUGCUCAGAAGUGAAGCUCUCAGUUGGACCCUGUCAGUGCUAAGUUCUUAAAGUGUAUCUUUUGUAAUUAUACGUUCGCUAGUCAAACAUUUUGCUUCUUCAUUGCCUUAAUGUCGUUAACAUUACAUGUUCAAGCAGAAUUAGUUUGCAUUCAAGCAUAAUUAGUAUGCUUCAUCAAGGUCAUAUUUUAAAUGAAAAAUAAUCUCUUUGCACUUUCAAAAGUGUGACCUAUAUUACAAAUUGUUAAAAAUUGAUCACUUUUCCAUAAAAUAGUUAUGGAUUUAU